AUGAACACGGGCUACGGAGUGCCCUCGAGGCGUCGUUUGCGCGGACCUCUUCAUCCGCGCAAUCGUCCGCCGCCUUCAGCUUACGAGGACGGGUCACUAUCUCACAACAACGGGGACAGUUCCGCAUUCGACCCUGUCACCAUGUCGCCACCGUCCACGACGCCCUCCGGCAAGAAGCGAGAGUGGACUGCUACGAUUGGCAGAAAUGGACUAGGCUCUUUGCCGUGGGAGCAGAUGGGCCCCUCUACGUCGGGCCCGUCACCAACCAACAACGAACCACCACGUGCUGAGUUCAGCUUUCAGUCCGGCAUGGCCCUUCCCACCAGUACAACCAGUGCCUCGAUGGCUUCGAUGGCGUCCAUGCCUUCCUCGAGCAGCACAAGCUCGUUCGCUAGCUUCCGACAGCAACAAACGCCAUUGUCUGUCAGUCCUUCGAGCUUUUGCACUGCUGCAGACGCGGACGAGUCGUCCUAUUUCGCUCGAAACGCUAUCUUCUCCCGCGGCAACCAAUCUGCUCAAGCCUCGCUGCGAGAGACGUCGCAGGCGAUCCAGGAGGCAACCCCGCCUGCCGAUGACCCACCCCGAAAGCGUCGUCGUGGCCUAGCAGGAACGAUCGUGGAUACAGCUCUCAACGCGGCGCUGUACACGGGUGCGGCAGCUCUGACUGCUUACUCUCUAUGGUCUUCAUGGGGUCACUCGGCAGACAGUGGAACACAUCAACACCACCCAGAUGCAGGACCGGAGGCAGACAUGGGCCAUGUAAUCUCGCCGAACAAACGUGCUGGCGCCAACGGCAGCGACAAAGAUGCUCGAAUGCCGCCUGGCGGAAUUGAAGAGCCACCUCCUCCUUACUACGAAAACCAAGGCACGCCAUCUGCAUCACUCGCGCAACCGCAGCAACUAACUACGCCGCAGUCCAACUCGGUUCGCGCCCGCAAAGUGUUCGUCUCUUCACAACGUAAUCGGCGGAGGCCUACUUUUCAGGGCUCUAAGAUGCACCGUCAAAGCACGCCGAGGAAGGCCCUGCCUGGUGCUUUCCGCGGGCAAGCCCCGGCCGCAGCUGCUUCGCCCGGUCUUGUCUCCAGCUCGAGUCAAAGCUUCUCGGCAGCAGAUGACGCCGACAACCACGCAGCUGAAGUUGUCAAUGACAUUGAAGAUGACGAAGACGAGGAUGACGAGAUGCUCUCACGUUUUGAAGCCAGAAUGAACGCAUUGAUUGCGGAAGGUCGAGCCGCACUGAAUUCGACUCCAGUCCUGCAAGAAUCGGAUCUCAGGGAAAUCGACACUCCUUCUCCCAGCUUCGGCAUUGGACUGGAUUCAUCUCGAUCCUCAGCGCCCUAUCUAACGUCCCGGACUUCACAGCAAUUCGAUAGCCCCUUCGCCACCGCAUCGUCGUCCAGAACAGGAGGGCUCUCAAUGUCAAAAGAAGUGACUCGCUCUAGCUCAAAUCUGGAUCAGCUUGCGUCUGACUCCAUCUCGUUUCUUCCUGAGCCUGUCAAACGCACCUUUGCCUCUCCUGCCCAACCACAGAGCUUGCGACACUCUCACUCCGCAUUCGACUUCAACUUCCGUCAGACACCCACUAGGGAUCAAGCAUUAAAUAGAGGAUCGCCCUUUGUGUUUGGUGAUACCAGUUCACCUCACGUCGCAGCUGGAGUCGGAACGGCGGCAAGCCCUUCACUGAGAGCAGCUGCAGGCAGAAGAGUCACAGACUUUAACGGCCACGCGGGAAGCCUCUCCAGCCGCAUUCCUCGAUCUACGUCUUCGUUGCAGGCCAGAAAGUCGGUUGCAGGCGAGCACAGGCCUUCGCCUUUCUAG
Molecule: messenger RNA, 1818 nt
Organism: Ustilago hordei
Lineage: Eukaryota; Fungi; Basidiomycota; Ustilaginomycetes; Ustilaginales; Ustilaginaceae
Exons: 1
Coding region: 1-1818 (605 amino acids)
Source: RefSeq, a predicted model, not a curated record